AUGAGUAAUGAAGAGUAUGUUACUGAAGUACCUAGUAGUCUUAAAAAAUUAGCACGACUAGUCGUCAGAGGAUUUUACUCAGUAGAAGAUGUUCUUAUCAUUGACAUGUUGGUGAGAUUUCCCUGUAUGAAAGAAGAUGAUAUUUGCGAGUUGUUGAAAUUCGAACGUAAAAUGUUGCGCGCAAAAAUAGCAACUCUAAAAAAUGACAAGUUUAUCCAAGUUAGAUUGAAAAUGGAAACUGGCUCGGAUAAUAAAGCACAAAAAGUUAAUUAUUAUUUCAUCAACUAUAAGACUUUUGUAAAUGUUGUUAAGUAUAAAUUAGAUUUAAUGAGAAAAAAGUUGGAGACAGAAGAAAGAGACGCGACAAGUAGGUCCAGUUUCAAAUGUACAAAUUGUUUAAAAACAUUUACUGAUCUUGAAGCAGAUCAAUUAUUUGAUGAAACGACAGGAGAAUUCAGAUGUACAUUUUGUCGAGAAAUUGUUGAAGAAGAUCAGUCAGCUUUACCGAAAAAAGACUCACGUUUGAUGCUAGCUAAAUAUAACGAGCAACUAGAGCCUAUUUACGGACUAUUAAGUUCUGUUGAUGGAAUAAAAUUGGCCUCUGCAAUACUCGAACCCGAACCUAUCGACAUCAACACUAUCAGAGGAAUUGACACGAAGAAGCCGACCAACGCUCGAGGUCCCGGGGAAAGUUGGUCAGGCGACGCUUCAAGAAGAGGAGGAUUCGCCGUUCAAGAUGCCACGGUUGAUGUCACGAUUGCUGAUGAGUUUAUCGACGACUCUGCGGCUCAGAAGAAGGAGAUUCCUGCUUGGCUGCAGAACAGUACGAUUGUAACUAAUGAGGAAGCUGAAAUUGAUGCGAGUAUUAAUCAAGAAAGCAUCCUUGAUAACGCUGCUGCUACCGCGUCUACUGUCGCAACAACGACAAAUAACAAACAAGGGGAUGAUAUUAUGUCUGUGUUGCUGGCUCAUGAGAGAAAAGGCGCUAAUAAUAGUGCUAAUAAUACUGUUAAAAGUGUUAUUCCUCAAGAAUCUGAUGAUAGUAGUGAGAAUGAAGAAGCUGGUGAUAUGCAAGCUGUUGAGACAGGUGAUGUAGAAGUAAUGGAAUCAGAAGAAGAUGAUGCCGUACCAACAGUAUUUGUCGAUGGUAAAUCAAUCCCCAUCACCGAAGUGGACAAUGAUUUGGUACUUAAAAUGACUCCCUCAGAAAAAGAAGCAUACGUCGAAGUUUACCGAGAAUAUUAUUCGGAUAUAUACGAGUGA
Molecule: messenger RNA, 1263 nt
Organism: Cotesia congregata
Lineage: Eukaryota; Metazoa; Arthropoda; Insecta; Hymenoptera; Braconidae
Source: the annotation of a GenBank genome assembly